AUGGAAAGUCAGAGGAACAUCUCAGAAUUUAUUUUUUUGGGACUUUCCUAUAACCAAAACAUACAAAUAUUUUGCUUUGUGUUCUUCUUAUUUUGUUACAUUGCCAUCUUGGUGGGAAACCUUCUGAUCCUUGUCUCCAUCCGAUGCAGUGUCCUUUUUCACCAACCAAUGUACUAUCUCCUCAGCCACUUAUCCUCCAUGGACAUCUGCUAUACCUCUUGUGUGACACCCACACUGAUCAGUGACCUGCUCCUGGGAAGGAAAACCAUCUCUUACGGUAACUGCAUGCUGCAGGUCUUUUCCUUGCACUUCUUAGGAAUGAUUGAAAUCUGCAUCCUUACAGUCAUGGCCUUUGACCACUGUGUUGCCAUCUGCAAGCCUCUCCACUACAUGAUUAUCAUGAACAGGACAAGAUGCGAUCUCCUUAUCAUGGCUGCUUGGGCUGGUGGGGCCUGGGUCCAUGCCUUUUCUCAGUUCUCUAUGAUAGUCAGUUUGCCCUUCUGUGGCCCCAGUGAAAUUGACCACUACUAUUGUGACAUUUUUCCUUUGUUGAAAGUUGCCUGUACUGAUACCUACAUCACUGGUGUCCUGGUGGUUGCCAAUUCAGGAAUGAUUGCCUUAGUAACCUUUGUUCUCUUGUUUGGGUCCUAUGUCAUUAUAUUAUUCAACUUAAGAAACCACUCAGCUGAAGGAAGGCGCAAAGCCCUCUCUACCUGUGGGUCUCACAUCACUGUGGUUACCUUAUUUUUUGGUCCUUCAAUCUUUGCCUACCUCAGACCCCCUACCACUUUCCCUGAGGACAAAAUAUUUUCUCUCUUUUAUACCAUCAUUGCUCCUAUGUUCAAUCCCUUAAUCUACACUCUGAGAAACACAGAGAUGAAAAAGGCCAUGAGAAGGGUUUGGUACCAAAGAUGUUUUCAGAAGAGAAGCAUAAUUAAUUUUCCCUACUCAGUGUGUUAA
Dama dama (fallow deer) is the source of this 960-nucleotide messenger RNA. Its product is annotated as olfactory receptor 4P4-like. The record is from RefSeq and is a predicted model, not a curated record. Gene Ontology annotation, molecular function: olfactory receptor activity; G protein-coupled receptor activity. Gene Ontology annotation, cellular component: membrane. NCBI's taxonomy places the organism in Eukaryota, Metazoa, Chordata, Mammalia, Artiodactyla, Cervidae. The transcript has a single exon. Gene Ontology annotation, biological process: G protein-coupled receptor signaling pathway. Bases 1 to 960 code for a protein of 319 amino acids.